This is a messenger RNA of Miscanthus lutarioriparius, 2001 nucleotides long. The record is from the annotation of a GenBank genome assembly. NCBI's taxonomy places the organism in Eukaryota, Viridiplantae, Streptophyta, Magnoliopsida, Poales, Poaceae.
AUGUCGCCAGUUGGUCCUACUACCCUGGUUAUGCUGCUUCUUUCAUUGGUCUCCCUCGCCGCCUCAUGCACCGAGCAGGAGACGAGCUCCUUGCUCCAGUUCAUCUCGGAGCUGUCCCGGGACGGUGGCCUAAGCAUUUCGUGGGGGAAUGCCUCAGACUGCUGCGAAUGGGAAGGGAUCGCUUGCAGUUCAGAUGGGACGACGGUCACUGAUGUCUCCCUGUCUUCUAGGAGCCUUCAGGGGCCCAUCUCGCCGUCCCUUGGCAACCUCACCGGCCUGCUGCGCCUGAACCUGUCCAACAACAUGCUAUCCGGAGGCCUGCCGCUGGAAUUGCUGUCGUCUAAGAGCAUUCUUGUCCUUGACGUCAGCUUCAACCAGCUUGACGGAAACAUGGAUGAUCUGGCAUCUCUAGCACCUCGCCAACCUCUGCAGGUACUCAACAUCUCAAGCAAUUUGUUUACGGGGCAGUUUACAUCGACAACAUGGAAGGCGAUGGUGAAUCUGGUCACACUCAAUGCCAGCAACAACAGCUUUACUGGGCAGAUACCAACGCAUUUCUGCAACAUAUCUCCAUCCUUCGCUGUGCUUGAAGUCAGCUACAACCAAUUGAGUAGCACAGUUCCCAAAGGGCUUGGCAAUUGCUCUGCACUCAGAGUUCUCAAGGCUGGCCAUAACAACCUCAGAGGGUCACUCCCAGAUGAACUGUUCAGUGCCACCUCGUUGGAGCACCUAUCUUUCCCAAACAAUUAUUUGAAUGGUGUACUUGAUGGUUCACCCAUAAUGAACCUAAGAAAUCUGGCAACCCUUGAUCUUGGAGGGAACAAUCUGGCUGGAAGUAUCCCUGAUUCUAUAGGACAGCUCAAGGAAUUGGAGGAGCUCCGUUUGUUCAAUAACUUCAGUGGAGAGAUUUCCAAGGUCAACUUCUCCACCCUACACAAUCUUGAAAUUUUAGACCUUCUGGACAACAGCUUCACUGGCACAGUUCCAGAAAGCAUAUACUCUUGUAGAAAUUUGAUUGCAUUAAGGCUAUGUGGCAACAACUUAUUGCAUGGGCAACUUUCACCAAGAAUUCGUAACCUGAAGUCCCUCACCUUCCUAUCAAUUGGUUAUAACAAUUUUACAAACAUCACAAAUACACUUCAAAUACUUGCGAGCUGCAAGAACCUCACCGUCCUUCUUAUUGGGUCUAACUUCAUAAACGAGACUAUGCCAGAUGAUGACAGCAUCGAUGACAUAUCAAACAACAGCCUUACAGGGGAAAUUCCAACAGCAAUAAUGCUAGCUUCAGAGAAGACCGCAGCCCAUUUUGACCCAAGGAUCUUUGACCUGCCAGUUUACAAUAAUCCUUCACGUCAAUACCGCAUACAUACUGUCCCUAAAAUGCUAGAUCUAAGCAGCAACAAAUUGACGGGUGUGAUUCCCUCAGAUAUUGGUCAGGUGACAUCCCUCCUUUCACUCAAUAUCAGCUUCAACAACUUAACGGGACCGAUCCCCCCAUCCAUCUGCAAUCUCGCAAACCUGCUAGUGCUAGACUUAUCCAACAACAACAUCACAGGUGAAGUCCCAGCUGCACUGGAAAACCUGCACUUCCUUUCCAAAUUCAAUGUUUCCAACAAUGAUCUGGAAGGGCCUAUUCCAACCGGUGGCCAAUUUGGUACAUUUCAGAAUUCUAGCUUCGGUGGCAACCCAAAGCUGUGUGGAUCAGUACUCGGUCGUCCAUGCAGUUCCACAGAGGUGGGUCCAGUGUCUAUUGUCGACAGAAAGCCGUUUGGAAGCAAGGUCAUAUUUGCAAUUGCCUUCGGUGUUUUCUUCGGAGUAGGUGUGCUAUAUGAUCAGAUGGGGGCAUCUGCAAAUGUUGAAGCAUAUGCACAUGGCAGCGGCGGUGGAUUGGCUAGCCCAAGGCCGGUGAUGGCUCGCAGGGGUUACGGCUUGGGUAGGGGGCUCAGGGGCUCGUGCGACAACACUAGGAGGUUGAGUGGAGGCAAGCUCGGGCGCAGAUGA